Molecule: messenger RNA, 2476 nt
Organism: Zalophus californianus (California sea lion)
Lineage: Eukaryota; Metazoa; Chordata; Mammalia; Carnivora; Otariidae
Product: gametocyte-specific factor 1-like
Exons: 1
Coding region: 159-662 (167 amino acids)
Source: RefSeq, a predicted model, not a curated record
AUUUCGCUUAGCAUAAUACCCUGUAGUUCCAUCCACAUCGUUGCAAAUGAUAGCCCAGGCUCCUUAAAAAUAUAGAAACGUAACAUGGAGGGGAGAAAGCGACUGUGCGGAGAACGUGCCUCGACCGAGCGCUUGGAUUCAGCUGCUUCAUUUCCAACAUGGAAGAAACUUACAUCGAUUCCCUGGACCCUGAAAAGCUAUUACAAUGCCCCUAUGAUAAAAACCACCAGAUCAGGGCCUGCAGGUUUCCUUAUCAUCUUAUCAAGUGCAGAAAGAAUCAUCCUGAUGUCGCAAACAAAUUGUCUACUUGUCCCUUCAAUGCUCGCCACCAGGUUCCUCAGGCUGAAAUCAGUCAUCGUAUCUCAAGCUGUGAUGAUAAAAGUUGUAUUGAGCAGGAUGUUGUCAACCAAGGCAGGAACCUUGGACAAGAGACUCUGGCUGAGAGCACAUGGCAGUGCCCUCCUUGCGAUGAGGACUGGGAUAAAGAUCUAUGGGAACAGACCAGCACCCCAUUUGUCUCGGGCACAGCCAACUACUGUGGCAACAACAGCCCUGCAAGCAAUAUAGUUAUGGAACAUAAGAGUAACCUGGCUUCAGGCAUGCGUGUUCCCAAGUCUCUGCCGUAUGUUCUGCCAUGGAAAAACAAUGGAAAUGCACAGUAACUGAAUAUCUCAUCAAAUGCCAGACCCUAGAAGACUCUUGCUUCUUCCUGCUACCGAUGGGUUCUUCGUGGUUUUUUCCUCCUAAUCUAAUUAUAGAAAGAUAAACUGUGACUUUCAAACUGACAAGUACCUUUUUUUUUUCCUCCCUGCUCUGAGUUUUCACUCAUUUGAUGCAAGAAAGAACCGUCAAACUCAGAACUGUUUCAAAUAAAGCAUCAACGUAGGAAAAAAAAAAAAAAAAAGAAACGUAACAUGGAAAUGCAGCUCCCUCCAAGCUGCACGUAGGCAAACAAAUGUUUAAUUUCAAACCCUAUUACUAGCCCUAUAAAUAUGGCCCUUAGGGAGAUGGUCAGUUGGAAGUCUCACCUGAGGGGAGGACGCUCCUCUCAGUCAGGACUCCAGCCUGGCUGUUUCCACGGGGCUUCCCCAGUUAAUGAGUUUGGAUAUUGUAAGUACCCGAUUUGAUGUAACUUUGCCUUAUUCUCAUUUAUUGCCUACUAUUACCUUCUUCAUCUAUGUGUAGAUUCCUUUUCUCUUCUGUUUCCUUUGGGUUUCUAUAAUAAUAAUAAAAUUUUCUUUCCUUUUUGAAACCAAAGCACGACUGUUGUGACUCUUUUGCAGAACAGAAGGAUGGAAGCUUUAAGAGAGCACUGGUCUUUGUUUUGCUCACUGCUGUGUCCCAAGAGCCUAGAAGAAUGCCUGGCACAUAGUAGAUUCUCAGUACAUUUAAAUAAUUUCUUCUGUAUAGGAAAUAGCUUCGUCUUUUACAGACCACACAAAAUAACAAUCUCUUUAUAUUCUCGGACAACGAUAUCUCCUUUGCUUUCUCCCUCAUUCUCCGUCCACCCUUAUCACAUCUCCUGGAAGAGAAUGCUGAUGAGUCAGAAACUUGGACAAUGACUCUGCUGAGUUUUCUAGGGAUAGAGUGUUCAAAGAAGUUAAAGCUCAGUAAAAGGUCAGCUCUUGAGUGAAUGGCCUCUCCUCAAGUAUCUUCCUUCCACAUUCUCUCUCACCCUGUGGCUCCAUUUCCCUGCUGCUAGAAGUAGAUACUGGAUCUACUUUUCCUCCUAUCUGAACUGAUUACAGGUCCAGGACUCAGGUUUAGUAUUUGGAGGGGACUGGAAAUUCUAUGAGGACAGAAACCUUGUCAAUUUCUGCUCUCAGUUAUGUUCUCAGCACCUAGCAUAGUGCCUGUCCUCUGUCUCUCUUUCUCUCUCUCUCUUUGUUUCUUUGUCUCUAGUCUCUGUCUCUCUGUCUCUCCCAUCUUUCUACAGAGAGAGGUCGCUUUAAAUGAAUGAAUGUGGAAAGAUAGAACUCAAACCAUGCUUUGGAUAAUUUAGGAGAAAGGAGACUUUGACAUGAUCUAGUUUAGCAUAUCAGAUUACUACUUUCUGGUAUGGAGUGAAAAAUCAGCUCAUUGUAAAAUGCCACUUUACCUUCUAUGUGUUGGUCUCUGAACUGGGCAUACAUUUCCAUCAAGAACCUUGAAGUUUUACUGGGUUCUCUGGUCAUAAUAUCAUUUAAGAGCCUCAAAUCUCAUCCUAUUUUCCAACAUGAGUCAAUUUUUUUAAAAAGUUAUAGCAUUUAUACAAGAAUUAUGGUCAGGCUAGAUUCUAGCCUUUGAAAAAGCUUACUGAUUUGAGAUAUGGAGCCUUGGAAAAUUACAGACCCCUGUCCCUGGCACUAGCUAAGCAUCUGAAAGGGUCACAGCUGGCCAGGCUAUGGUUGUUAAAUUGUGAUUGCCAAGUGCUAGGCUCCUUGAGGUGCUACUUUAAUGUGCUUAUUAAUCCUCAACAAGUUUGGGCGCCUGGGUG